CCGUCAUUGUCCAAUGUGUCCGCAACGGGAAGGACACCACUUGUACACAAUUCGCCGCCGCCAAUGAAACCUUCGACAACAUUGAAGAGCAGGUAACGCAACUCAACCUCGACCUCAAUGUCACUCACACCGCCCCCACUCCUGCAGUCUCUGUCCCCAUUGCCGCUGCUCCCCCACCUACUACUGUCCCUGACUUCAGGCCUGAAAAGUUUCCAUACCCUGAAAAAUUCGACGGUACCCGCAUGAAGCUCCCCGGAUUCACCACUCAACUCGGAAUGAAACUUGAGGUCAACCACGAUCGAUUCCGAAAUGAGGCAGCAAAAGUUAUCUAUGCCGUCAGCUGCUUGGAAGGAAGAGCCCUUGACCAGGUCGUUCCACUCAUUAACGCUAACCCUACUGGCCCCUUCUCCUCCGUCACUGCCUUCGUUGCCUACCUGGAAGCCUUGUUUGGAGAUCCAGAUCCCCAGGGUACCGUCCGUCUCCAACUCGUUGCCCUGAAGCAAAGCAAAGGGGACUUCGCCAUCUAUUACUUACAGUUCCUCCGUAUGGUGACCUACCUAGACUACAAUGAAGGAGCCAAGCUCAAUGCCCUGAUCGAAGGACUUGGAUACAUGACCAUGUUAAUGACAAUCGACAACCAGGUUCGGGGCCGUAAAGCUGAACAACGGGCCAUCAAUAAUAUGAUGGGACAAUUUACCGCCCCCGCCGCUGUCACACACCCAUCUCAUGCCGCUGGAGACCUCCCCCCAAUAGACCUCUCCACCCUCGAAGCCCAUCCCACUCAAUGCCCUGCCACCGAACAACGAUGCACCUUUGUCAAUGGACAACGCAAAACCUCCACCGCUGAAAACCAAUGGAGAAGGGAUAACAAUCUCUGUAUGUACUGCCCAAACCCCGGGCAUGUCUUCGCCAACUGCCUUUCUGCCAAUCACCUGCCUGGGAACCAACCGGUUAUGAGGGGCACCAUCCUCGCACCCACGCAUACUGCCGCCGACCCAACUGUACCACCGAUCGCUAGCUCCGCCUCCUCUGACUUCUCAGGAUUAUCUGUGGAGGAUAAAUUGGAUGGGGAUCAUUUUGUUGCUUCUUGUAAAAUUGUAAACAAUAAAAUAUCCAUUCAAACUCACGCAUUGAUUGAUACCGGUUGCUCCGGAUUCGCAUUCAUUGAUGAAACAUUCGCGCGCCAUAACAACUUCCCAUUUCUCCCCCUCAAAUCACCCUGCACUGUUGAAGUCAUCGACGGACGGCCCAUAUCCUCUGCACAGAUUACCCACCUGUGCUACCUACCGCUGUCAAUUGACUCCCACCAUGAAACUAUCCCCUUUUUCGUCACCAAACUUGGCUCAUACCCACUCGUGCUCGGGAUACCUUGCCUUCAAAUACAUGACGCCAAAUUACGGUUUAAGGACAAUAGCAUACUGUUCGACUCAGAACACUGCAAAUGCAACUGCAACUCCUCCGCAAUACCGUUCCCAUUAGAGGGAUUGCACCAGCACCCCUCUUCCACCUCGAACAAGCUCCAAAUCUUCAACACAACUAUCGAGGAAAUCGACCAAGCCAUGGACGAGGCCUCUGAGGAAGACUGGAGGAACCAAGUCCCAACCUGGUACAAGAAGUUCCACCAGAUAAUGGACGAGAAGUUCGCUAAUAAAAUACGGCCUCGCCGCCGCUAUAACCAUAAGAUACCAUUUAAGGAAGGAAAAGAAUCCCCGUUUGGGCCACUUUAUGGUAUGUCCCGUGAGGAACUCAUCGUGCUUAAGCAAUACAUACAGGAUACCCUCCAAAAAGGCUUCAUUCAGGCUAGCUCUUCACCUGCCGGUGCCCCUGUUCUAUUUGUUAAAAAGGCCGAUGGGACGCUCCAUCUCUGUGUCAAUUAUCGUGGCCUCAAUGAACUCACUGUCAAAAAUCACUACCUGCUGCCGCUCAUCCGGGAAACUCUCGACCGCCUUUCCAAAGCCAAGUAG
Messenger RNA from Morchella sextelata, 1964 nucleotides. RefSeq lists its product as uncharacterized. The transcript has 4 exons. The record is from RefSeq and is a predicted model, not a curated record. Lineage: Eukaryota; Fungi; Ascomycota; Pezizomycetes; Pezizales; Morchellaceae. Gene Ontology annotation, molecular function: nucleic acid binding; zinc ion binding. The annotation marks the transcript as partial.